GUUACAAAAUUUUAUAUUGCAAUAUUAACUAUUAAAAAAUGUAUACAAUAAUCACAUCACUAAUAAUAGUAGUAGUAUUUUGUUUAAGUAAUUUUAAUUGUGUUCAUAGUAAUUUAAUACACGAAAAUACAAAUAAAACCGAUCUGUCACCAAAAUGUAGACAAUCAUUUGAUGAUGCUACAAGUCAAUGUUUUGAUUUUGCCCAAUCAUCAUGGAACAUUACUAUUGGACACAAUGAACCACUAAAUUAUUGUUGUUCCCAUUGGGACUGGGUCAAUUGUACAGUCUAUAAUGUUCAAAAAUCACAUAGCUGCAAUGAUGAUGAAUUUGUACAAGUAAAUAAAUUAGCAGAUAAUGGUACUGCUCAAGGUUUUAUCAAACCGUGUUGGGAUUAUCCUAAAAACUCUUGUAGCUGUCAUAAUGUAACCAAUUGUAACCCAAAUACCGGUGACGGUUGUGGACAGUUAAACGGCAAUUAUUUAUUGGCCAUAUUUGCAUUGAUUGGUUAUACAUUGUUUAGUAAUGUUUACUAAAAUCUAUAGUUUACUAAAUUUAUAAUAUGUUAAGUUUUUAUGUAAUUAUAUACUGUAUUAUUU
Molecule: messenger RNA, 596 nt
Organism: Oppia nitens
Lineage: Eukaryota; Metazoa; Arthropoda; Arachnida; Sarcoptiformes; Oppiidae
Exons: 3
Coding region: 39-533 (164 amino acids)
Source: RefSeq, a predicted model, not a curated record